AUGCCAACCUCUACCGCAAAACUCCUUGGCCUCACACGCUUACAGCCUGCACAAAUCAGCAUUGGACUUGCUGAUCAUACCAUAGCCAAACUGCGAGGAGUAGUGCUUGAUGUUCUUCUUGAGAUAGGAGACACAAAGAUGCCGGUGGACUUUCAUGUUAUGAACAUCAAAGGAGGAAGUGAUACACCUCUCAUACUUGGCCGACCUUUCUUGGCCACUGUUGGAGCUAUCAUGGACCUUCCAAAUAGGAAAUCUCUCUAG
Messenger RNA from Microthlaspi erraticum, 261 nucleotides. Lineage: Eukaryota; Viridiplantae; Streptophyta; Magnoliopsida; Brassicales; Brassicaceae. The record is from the annotation of a GenBank genome assembly.